UGAGCUACUCCUCAUCACUCCCACCAAGUUUGAAACUUUUGAAUUGAAACACACACUCCGAACUCCCAGCGGAGACGGUGACUGAAAACCAUGAUUCCAUAAAACACACAGAGUCUCAGUGAGACCACUCUCUGUCUCUUUCUCUAAUUGUCUCCGCCUCUCUCUUUUCUGUUCCAAACAAACCCUAGACUCAGACCAUGGAAUCUAGAGAGAAAAAGGGGUCGGCUCCACCGAAGCCUUCCAAGUUCUCGGUGUACCAGAACGCAGCCCUCUCCGCUGCCCUCACCGCCAAAAGCUUACAGCCUCCCAAAUACACCCUCCUCUGCAUCUUCUGUCUCUCCUCCGCCUCCGCUUUCGCUCUUCUCACCGUUCUUUCUCGGGAAAAUGGGUUCAUUGAUGAUUUGAAGUUCAUAAGUCUUCCCCAAGAAACAGCAUAUUUGUUUGCCAAGGCAAUACAGACUAUGGUGGGCUUAGUCUUUUUCGGAACCAUCUUUGCCCUCUUUAAAGCCAUCUCUCUGCGUAGAGAAAGAAAUAUUGCUGCUGUGCCUGUUUUAUCUUCCAAUAAAGGAAAUAAGGAUCAAACAUCUCUUUCAAACCGUCAACUAGAACUUUUGGGAAUAAAACCAAAGGUUAAACAAGUUGCUUCUGAUUCUUCGAAGAAACCUCCCAAGUCUAGACCUCACUUGACACCUUCUUCAGAUGUCCUUGUUCCACUUCAUCAGCCAAUUACCAGCCCAAAUCGUUCAUCGAGAACCAGUGCAGAUAGAUCGAACUCCAGUGGGGGAAAUAGGAUCCGUGCUGUCAGCACCCCAUCCAAAUCACCAAGUUCUUCCUCUUCUUUAUAUCUUGUCCCUGGUUCUGUUUCACAAUUGCCUUCAGUUCAAAAUUCGCCUGGGGUGGAUUCAGUGGUCUCAUCUCCUUGGUCAAAUAAGCGAACCUCCUCUGGAAAAGAGAUAACAUCAGAAGAACAGCUUGAACAGUUUUUGGCAGAAGUAGAUGAGAAAAUAACAGAAUCAGCAGGGAAACUGGCUACUCCACCCCCAACCAUUAGUGGUUUUGGCAUAGCCAGUCCGAAUACAGUUGCCAGUUCAGCUAAUACCUCUGGAACUACUAGGAGUACUCCGUUAAGGUCUGUGAGGAUGUCUCCAGGUUCCCAGAAGUUUAGCACUCCCCCCAAGAAAGGAGAGGGUGACCUUCCUGCUCCUAUGUCCAUGGAAGAGUCCAUUGAAGCUUUUGAACAUUUGGGCAUCUAUCCUCAAAUUGAGCAAUGGCGUGACCACAUCAGACAAUGGUUUUCUUCGGUUUUGCUUAAUCCUCUACUUAAAAAGAUCGAAAUGAGUCAUAUUCAGGUAAUGCAAGCAGCUGCUAGACUAGGUAUUUCAAUUACAAUCAGUCAAGUCGGAAGUGAUUUACCAACUACUGGAACUCCAACUACUGUUUCUCCAAUUGAUAGGUCCAAGGAGUGGCAACCAGCAUUUACUCUAGACGAAGAUGGAAUUCUUCAUCAGUUACGUGCUACUCUUGUGCAGGCUAUUGAUUCUUCCACAUCCAAGUUGCCUCUAGCCAACCUGCAACAAUCCCCACAACAGAAUCCCUUGAUCCCUAUUAUGCAGGAGUGCGUUGAUGCUAUUACUGAACACCAGAGGCUUCAUGCUUUGGUGAAAGGAGAGUGGGUUAAAGGUUUGCUUCCUCAAAGCAGUGUUCGAGCAGAUUAUACUGUACAACGGAUCCGAGAGCUCGCUGAAGGAACGUGCUUGAAAAAUUAUGAGUAUCUUGGAAGUGGGGAGGUAUAUGACAAAAAGAACAAGAAGUGGACUCUUGAGCUUCCAACUGAUUCUCACUUGCUUUUGUAUUUAUUCUGUGCUUUCCUGGAGCACCCAAAGUGGAUGCUACAUGUGGAUCCUACAUCUUAUGUUGGAGCCCAAUCUAUCAAGAAUCCAUUGUUCUUGGGAGUUCUGCCUCCAAAAGAAAGGUUUCCUGACAAAUAUGUUGCAGUUGUAUCUGGUGUACCUUCUUUUUUUCAUCCAGGAGCUUCUAUACUGAUUAUUGGAAGGCAAAGCCCCCCAAUCUUUGCCUUAUACUGGGAUAAAAAGCUUCAAUUUUCACUUCAGGGAAGAACAGCACUUUGGGAUUCCAUCUUGCUUUUGUGCCACAGGAUUAAGGUUGGAUAUGGAGGGAUAGUUCGAGGUAUGCAUCUUGGUUCUUCAGCCCUGAGCAUCCUUCCAGUUCUGACUUUGGAGACUGAAGACUGAGUACUUUUUAGGGCUGCUGCAUCUUGCUCGUAAUAGGCUUAUUGCUGCUGACAUCAGCUGCAAAGGACUCGUGAAUAUGAGCUCAGACUGCACUUUUCCAUUGCUAACUUACUUGACUGAGUGAAGCCUAUCUGGGAUGAGACCGCUGUUUGACACACCCUAUUCAAGUCCAUUGAUGAUUGAUUCUGGGUUCCAGGGUUUCUGGCCAUUUUGUAUUCUUUAGAUGAGAGAGCUUUUGGCAAAAAUGUAGGGAUAAUUUAUAAUUUAUUGGCUUGUACUGUUCUGCAGAAA
Quercus robur (English oak) is the source of this 2543-nucleotide messenger RNA. RefSeq lists its product as uncharacterized. The record is from RefSeq and is a predicted model, not a curated record. The transcript has 7 exons. NCBI's taxonomy places the organism in Eukaryota, Viridiplantae, Streptophyta, Magnoliopsida, Fagales, Fagaceae. The coding region runs from base 198 to 2252 and encodes 684 amino acids. Gene Ontology annotation, cellular component: membrane.